AGUAAUAGCUACUGCGCUCGCGCCGCUGUACUGCGUCAGUCGAGUGCUCCUAUACUUGUCUGUCACUCGUUUAUUAGUUAUUCGAAGCCUUAAUAAGUGCAACAAGAAAAAUAAACAUUGAAUGGAAAAGUUAAUCGCUAUCCGCAGCCUGGGAUUUUCUGAGAAGAUAAGAACGUAUCAAAUAGAAGAAAAUUACUUUUGAAAUGAUACCAAGAUGGCGACUCAUACUAUCAAAAUUGUUCCUAAUUCCCCAGCGGUACGUCUUGGGCAUCAUGGGCCUGUUGGCCGUAUGCAACGCUUACACGAUGCGGGUGUGCCUCAACCUGGCAGUCACGCAGAUGGUCAAGAGCAGUGGCAACAGCAGCGAACAUUACGAUCCCAAUGCUUGCCCGGAUGAUAGCGAGAUUAUAGCUAAUGGGACUGUCAGUAGCAAACCUCACGCAAUAUUCGACUGGUCGGAGUCCACUCAAGGGCUGAUACUCAGUGGUUUCUACUACGGGUACGCCGUUACGCACGUCCCCGGGGGCUACUUAGCGGAGAGAUAUGGAGGCAAAUGGACGCUUGGAGUAGGGCUUCUGAGCACCGCCGUGUUUACGCUAUUGACACCUGUAGUGGUCAAGGCAGGGGGUGCGACAUGGUUGUUCAUCCUUCGAGUUUUGCAGGGCAUGGGUGAAGGCCCGACAAUGCCAGCUCUUAUGAUAGUGUUAGCGCGGUGGGUACCACCGCAUGAGCGAGGGCGCCAAGGCGCCAUCGUGUUCGGGGGCGCCCAAAUUGGAAAUAUCUUUGGCUCCUUCAUGUCUGGCUUCCUUAUGGCUGGAGAUGGGGACUGGGCGAAUGUCUUCUACUUUUUCGGAAUGUUCGGCAUCAUAUGGUUCGUUUUUUGGAGCUUGCUAUGCUACAGUACACCGAACACGCACCCGUAUAUAUCCGACGAGGAGCUGAAGUACCUGAACGAACAUGUGACCAGCUCGGAGAAGUCCAGUAUACGAGACCCGGUGCCUUGGAAAGCUAUCGUCAGAUCUGUUCCAGUCUGGGCUCUGUUAUUUGCUGCGGUUGGCCACGACUGGGGUUACUACACGAUGGUGACAGACCUGCCCAAGUACAUGACCGACGUCCUGAAGUUCAACAUAGCGGCGACGGGCACCCUCACUGCGAUACCAUACCUCGCCAUGUGGAUUAGCUCCUUCAUCUUCGGUCUGGUCUGCGACUAUUGCGUCAAGAAGGACUGGCACACGAUCAAAACGGGACGGAUUAUUCAUACUACUAUUGCCGCCACUGGUCCAGCCAUUUGUAUCAUAUUAGCUUCGUAUGCCGGCUGCGACCGACUGGCAGCUGUGGCUUACUUUAUCGCUUCUAUGGCGCUAAUGGGAGGAUUCUAUAGCGGAAUGAAGGUGAACGCCCUGGACCUGGCGCCGAACUACGCGGGCUCCCUGACGGCUAUGAUAAACGGGACCUCUACGAUCUCCGGCAUCAUCACGCCCUACUUGAUAGGGCUAUUGACGCCCGAUUCGACGUUGGCUGAAUGGCGCGUCGCAUUCUGGGUGUGCUUCGCCGUAUUGGUCGGCACUAACGUGGUGUACAUCAUCUGGGCGGACGGCAAGCAGCAGUGGUGGGACGACGUGCGGCAGUACGGCUACCCUGACGACUGGAAACACGGCCCUCUGUCCAAAUCUGACACGGACAAGGAGAAGAGCAAAAAAGCUGAAGCUACGUCGUUCUGAAAUGUAUAAACUACCUAUGUUUUUAGGGUUCCGUAUUUUCAGACUAAUGAUAAUGACGAUUUAUAUAAUUAGUUAUUUAUUAAACAUUAGAAUAUAAAAUAAGCGCCGAAUGAGUUUUUUGCAAAAGUAGGUAAGAGUUCUUUGAUUAAUUUUCAUAUAACUUGUUUUAACGCAUUCACUGCCAGGGGCGUGGCCUAGGAACAAACUUGUAUGGCGGUGAACGCACAUGUGCGUCGGGGGCAGUGAAUGUGUUAAUUAGAGAUCAGGGUAUGAUAUAAAAUUUCUACUAACAAUUAUUCUGAGGCUUGCAAUAACUAGGUAUGUAGGUAUAUAAAAAUUUAGCUACUUUUCUUGUAAAUAUUAAGUAAGAUAUAUUUCGUUAAUAUUUGAGGACUUCCGUAAUUUGAUGCCAUAAGUAAUAAUAUAUGAUGUAUUUAGAACUUAUAUCAAUCAACCGAUAAUAAGAUAUAAGCGCGUUUAGUGAAAGUGUAACGCACAACUCACAAAAGGUAGAUGUUAUAUGUUAUGAUCAUGAUCUGAAUAUGAAAUAGCCUUAGGGUGACCAGUUAUUGGCCGGUGGCCAGUUACUGGCGAAUUACCCUAAUAAUAAGCGCGUUUAGUGAAAGUGUAACGCACAAUUCACAAAAGGUAGAUGUUAUAUGUUAUUGAUCAUGAUUUGAAUAUGAAAUAGCCUUAGGGUGACCAGUUAUUGGCCGGUGGCCAGUUACUAGCGAAUUACCCUAAUAAUAAGCGCGUUUAGUGAAAGUGUAACGCACAAUUCAAAAAAGGUAGAUGUUAUAUGUUAUGAUCAUGAUCUGAAUAUGAAAUAGCCUUAGGGUGAGCAGUUAUUGGCCGGUGGCCAGUUACUGGCGAAUUACUCUAAUAAUAAGCGCGUUUAGUGAAAAUGUAACGCACAGUUCACAAAAGGUAGAUGUUAUAUGUUAUUGAUCAUGAUUUAAAUAUGAAAUAGCCUUAGGGUGACCAGUUAUUGGCCGGUGGCCAGUUACUAGCGAAUUACCCUAAUAAUAAGCGCGUUUAGUGAAAGUGUAACGCACAAUUCAAAAAAGGUAGAUGUUAUAUGUUAUGAUCAUGAUCUGAAUAUGAAAUAGCCUUAGGGUGACCAGUUAUUGGCCGGUGGCCAGUUACAGUCGAAUUACCCUAAUAAUAAGCGCGUUUAGUGAAAGUGUAACGCACAAUUCACAAAAGGUAGAUGUUAUAUGUUAUGAUCAUGAUCUGAAUAUGAAAUAGCCUUAGGGUGACCAGUUAUUGGCCGGUGGCCAGUUACAGGCGAAUUACCCUAAUAAUAAGCGCGUUAAGUGAAAGUGUAACGCACAAUUCACAAAAGGUAGAUGUUAUAUGUUAUGAUCAUGAUCUGAAUAUGAAAUAGCCUUAGGGUGACCAGUUAUUGGCCGGUGGCCAGUUAAUAGCGAAUUACCCUAAUAAUAAGCGCAUUUAGUGAAAGUGUAACGCACAAUUCACAAAAGGUAGAUGUUAUAUGUUAUGAUCAUGAUCUGAAUAUGAUAUUUAGCCUUAGGGUGACCAGUUAUUGGCCGGUGGCCAGUUACUGGCGAAUAACCCUAGUUACCUAAGUAAUGCAUACCCUUUGAAUAUUUGAUUUUGAAUAAACAAUCGGCCUACAUCCAAUAAACUGAAAUUGCUCAGUUUAAAUAUUCUAAUAAUUUAUGUGCCAUGCAUUUCUUUACUACGAAACAGAAAUUAUUUUAAUAAGAUACGACAAUUAGGUAGGCAACUACAAAUAAUUGUUCUUAUUUAUAUAAUGUAUAUAUGUAUUGAAUACCGAAUUAAUUUUUUAAAUAAUAGUAAAAACUUCAGUGAUUAUAACUAGUUAACAAAAUUAGGUAACAAUUAUUGAUAUAGUACUUAUAAGAUUUGUACAAUAU
This is a messenger RNA of Cydia fagiglandana, 3622 nucleotides long. RefSeq names its product putative inorganic phosphate cotransporter. NCBI's taxonomy places the organism in Eukaryota, Metazoa, Arthropoda, Insecta, Lepidoptera, Tortricidae. Gene Ontology annotation, molecular function: transmembrane transporter activity. Gene Ontology annotation, cellular component: plasma membrane. Bases 204 to 1721 code for a protein of 505 amino acids. The transcript is spliced from 10 exons. Gene Ontology annotation, biological process: monoatomic anion transport; transmembrane transport. The record is from RefSeq and is a predicted model, not a curated record.